CUGCCCCCAAUGAGAGGAGAAACAGAUCUAGGCCUCUGCAUAGCUGAGAGCUGAGGGCCUGGACCCAACGCACGAAUUGAGCCACUCUGCUCCCACGAGAGAUACUGCGUCUCCAUGCAAAACCAACAUGGGGAACAGAACCGAGGAGGAUUAUAACUUUGUCUUCAAGGUGGUGCUGAUUGGCGAGUCGGGUGUGGGGAAGACCAACCUGCUCUCCCGGUUCACGCGCAAUGAAUUCAGCCACGACAGUCGCACCACCAUCGGCGUGGAGUUCUCCACACGCACAGUCAUGCUGGGCACUGCUGCGGUGAAGGCGCAGAUCUGGGACACAGCUGGCCUGGAGCGCUAUCGUGCCAUCACCUCAGCGUACUACCGAGGUGCCGUGGGAGCCCUCCUUGUGUUUGACCUCACCAAGCACCAGACCUACGCGGUGGUGGAGCGCUGGCUGAAGGAGCUCUAUGAUCACGCAGAGGCCACCAUUGUUGUCAUGCUCGUUGGGAACAAGAGUGACCUCAGCCAGGCCCGGGAGGUACCCACAGACGAAGCCCGCAUGUUCGCUGAGAACAACGGGCUGCUCUUCCUGGAAACCUCAGCUCUGGACUCCACCAACGUAGAGCUUGCCUUUGAGACUGUCCUCAAAGAGAUCUUCAUGAAGGUGUCCAGGCAGAGGCAGAAUAGCGUCCGGACCAAUGCCAUCAGCCUGGGUAGUGGGCAGGCUGGACAGGAAGCGGGACCAGGCGAGAGGAAGGCCUGCUGUAUCAGCCUCUGACUUUAGCUGUGUGUCCACACUGCUGCCCUCUUGGGCUUUCUGGGUGCCCAUCCCAUCACCCCUACCCAGGCUCUCUUCCUGCCUCUAGGCUCCCCAGGCAGAGAGGCUGGCCCCACCCUUCCCACACUGGGGCCUGCCAAUAAAGCUGUGUUUUGUAUCAA
Molecule: messenger RNA, 930 nt
Organism: Suncus etruscus (white-toothed pygmy shrew)
Lineage: Eukaryota; Metazoa; Chordata; Mammalia; Eulipotyphla; Soricidae
Gene: RAB25
Product: RAB25, member RAS oncogene family
Exons: 5
Coding region: 128-769 (213 amino acids)
Biological process (GO): exocytosis
Cellular component (GO): recycling endosome
Molecular function (GO): GTP binding; GTPase activity
Source: RefSeq, a predicted model, not a curated record